ACAAGAGCUGGUAUUUGGUUGAGGGUCAAGUGAUUUACUUUCUCCAGGAAAAAGGACCUCUACUCUCAGGAUGGACUACUUCUGUCACUGGCCAGCCUCUGGCACUAUAUUGUUUCUUCUAGGAUUUUUAGCACUGAGCUCACGGACUGCCCGCUCUGAGGAGGACAGGGACACUCUUUGGGAUGCUUGGGGCCCCUGGAGCGACUGUUCGAGGACCUGUGGGGGUGGAGCCUCAUACUCACUACGAAGAUGCCUCAGCAGCAAGAACUGUGAAGGGCGGAAUAUCAGAUACAGGACAUGCAGCAAUGUGGACUGCCCCCCGGACUCAGGUGAUUUCCGUGCCCAGCAGUGCUCUGCCCACAUUGAUGUCCGGUACCAGGGGCAGUAUUAUGAGUGGCUGCCUCUUUACAAUGACCCCGAGAACCCUUGUGCGCUCAAGUGCAAGGCUAAAGGGACAUCACUGGUGGUGGAGCUGGCACCUAAAGUACUUGACGGCACCAGGUGCUACACGGAGUCACUGGACAUGUGCAUUAGUGGCACUUGUCAGAUUGUUGGCUGUGACCAUGAACUGGGAAGCACCGCGAAGGAAGACAACUGCGGAGUGUGCAAUGGAGACGGCUCUACCUGUCGACUUGUCAGAGGACAGUAUAAAUCCCAGCUCUCAACAAAUAAAAUGGAAGACACUGUCAUUGUGAUCCCAUAUGGAAGUCGACAUAUCAGACUGGUACUGAAGGGACCCGAUCACUUGCAUUUAGAAACUAAGACUCUACAAGGUCAAGAAGGAGAGAACAGCCUCAGCACUACCGGGUCUCACCACAUUGACAACACAACUGUGGACUUCCAGAAGUUUCCAGACAAGGAGAUACUAAGGAUGAGUGGCCCUCUUGGUGCAGACUUCACUGUGAAGAUCUGUUACGUCAGUGCCUCAGACAGCAUGGUCCAGUUCAUCUUCUACCAGCCCAUUAUCCAUCGUUGGAGGGAAACAGAUUUCUUUCCAUGCUCAGCCACUUGUGGUGGAGGAUACCAGCUGACCUCCGCUGAGUGCUUUGACCUGCGCAGUGGACGCGUGGUAGCUGACCAGUAUUGCCACUACUACCCUGAAAAUGUCAAACCCAAACCAAAGCUACGGGAGUGUAACAUGGACCCCUGUCCAGCCAGUGACGGCUACAAGGAGAUCAUGCCCUAUGACCUCUACCACCCCCUACCACGAUGGGAGAGCAGCCCGUGGACGGCUUGCUCCAUAUCUUGUGGCGGGGGGAUCCAGAGGCGCUCUGUGUCCUGCGUGGAGGAAGACAUCCAGGGCAACAUAACCCCUGUAGAGGAGUGGAAGUGCAUGUACAUCCCCAAGAUACCAAUCAUCCAGUCCUGCAACAUCUUUGACUGCCCCAAGUGGCUUGCACAGGAGUGGUCCCCGUGUACAGUGACAUGUGGCCAGGGUCUCCGCUACAGAGUGGUGCUCUGUAUCGAUCACAGGGGACUGCAUGCGGGGGGCUGCAACCCUAAGACCAAGCCUCAUAUUAAAGAGGAGUGCAUCGUCACGAUUCCCUGCUACAAACCAAAAGAGAAGCUCCCGGUGGAGGCAAAGCUGCCCUGGUUCAAGCAGGCUCAGGAGCUGGAGGAGGGAGCAGCAGUGACUGAGGAACCCUCGUUCGUCCCUGACGCCUGGUCCCCCUGCAGCAGUACCUGUGGGGCCGGGAGCCAGCGGCGGCGAGUGAAGUGUCAGGUUCUGCUGUCCUUCUCCCAGACAGUGGCAGACUUGCCUGACGAUGAGUGUGAGGGGCCCAAGCCCCCGGCCAGCCGGACGUGCUACAGCGGACCCUGCGGAGGAGAAGGGGAGGACCACAGCCCCGAGGAGGAGGGCGAGGAUUUGCUCUUACAGCUUGAUGACGAUGACGAACUCCACGACUGGGAGUACGAGGGCUUCACAGAGUGUUCCGAACCCUGCGGGGGUGGGCUGCAGGAGGCGGUAGUGAUCUGCCUGAACAAGCAGACGAGAGAAGUGGUGGAGGAGAGCUUGUGUGUGAGCCAUCGACGCCCCCCUCAGCUGCUCAAGGCCUGCAGCUCGGAGCCCUGUCCACCAAGGUGGGAAACGGGGAAGUGGAGUUCCUGUUCCGCCACCUGUGGAGUGGGCCUGAGGACCCGGGACGUGACGUGCACCCACUUGCUGUCCAGAGAGAGCAACGAGACUGUCACCCUGAGUGAUGAGAAGUGCCGGCUGGCCAAGCCCGCCCAGGUGCAGGCCUGCAACCGCUUUGACUGCCCGCCCGCCUGGUACCCCCAAGACUGGCAGCAGUGUUCCCGUAGCUGUGGAGGUGGUGUUCAGACCCGGGAGGUUCUCUGUAAGCAGAGACUGGCCGACGGCAGUUUCCUGGAACUGCCUGAAACCUUCUGCUCUCUUCCGAAUCCAACUACCCAGCAACCUUGUGAGAACAGGGCAUGUCCUGCAGAGUGGGGUGCUCUGGAGUGGUCACAGUGCUCUGCAAGCUGUGGAGAAGGCAACCAGGUUCUUCCAGUGGUCUGCAGGAAGAUGGAUGAAAACGGCGAAUAUGUGAUCCUCAGCUCUUCAGCCUGUUCCAAUUUAAGUCAGCUGCCUUCUAUCAGACCAUGCUCACUGGCAUCCUGUGCAAAACCUUUGAAUCCUGGCCAAAAACUGUCUCCACACAUAAUAACUUUGAGGAAGGUUUACAUGCAGUUGAGAAAAGAGAGAAAGCUGCAGUUUGUCAUGGGUGGAUACGCUUAUCUGAAACCGAAAACCUCCAUCGUUCUAAGGUGUCCUGUCAUAAGGUUCCGGAAAUCUCUAAUCAAGUGGGAAAAGGAUAGCAAGCCCUUAACCAGCUUACCUCACCUAACAGUCUCUGCAUAUGGAUAUAUUAAAAUCCACCACCUCAAGCCGUCUGACAUUGGGACCUAUACAUGUGUGGCAGGGCCAAUGAGGGAGAGCUUCAUUGUCAAGCUCAUUGGUGGUAACCAUAAGCUCAUUUCCCCACCAUCUGCAGCAAAAAUUAAAGAGUCAAAAGACAAACAGUGGUUGAUAUCCAGUGGCAAGACAAUUGCAGAAUCAAUGGGUAAUAGCAAAAUAUGGGUCUUCCAGGAUCAGUUUAGCCAGUACGAUGACAUUGUAUUGCGACUUCUUGAGAUGAAAGGGCUGACAAGGGAGAACCCAGACUCUUGGGAGCUGCAGGAAUCAGAGAGAAAUAUCUCCUUCUCUGAAGAGGACCAUAGCCUGGAAGCAACAGCUCCACUCACCAUGGUCACCGAGCAAAGAAGGCUGGAUGAGAUCAUCAAGAACUUAUCUGCACAGCCCGAGGAGCUCAGGGGCGAUUAUGCCGACCGUCUCCUCACCCAGCUGCUGACGGAGGUUACAAAGAGCCAGGCUGAGAGCGACGCGUCCACCAUGAGGUAUCAGGAAAAAGGCAACUCCAUUUCACUGGAAUCUUUGGUCCGUAAAUCUAAUACUGGAACACCAAUCACACCACAUACAGAUUUGUCAAGCUCUAUCGAGUCUAUGGGGCACCCCAGGCAGCAUCUAAGGGCUCCUUUAAUUGUGAAGAAGACACAUGCUCAUCUGAAACCACACUUGUCCUCUCCUGUGGUUGUUGUCCAUGUUGGUCACACAGUCGUCCUUCGUAGCUGGAUUAACCUCUUGGUCGUCAAGUGUGAAGCUGUAGGGAAUCCAGAACCAACCAUUAGCUGGUCUAAGAAUGGAGAGCAGUUGAAAGCCAGCAGUAGGGUUGGAAUGCUCCCAGAGGGAUCCCUGCAGAUUCUUUCACCCAAUGAGACUGAUGUGGGAUUCUACACGUGUACUGCAAGGAACAGUGUUGGUUCCUCUGCCCUCUCUUCCACCAUCACACUGACAGGAAAGCCACUGAUCCAGGGUUCCAAAGGCGAGCAUGUGAUCCUAAACUUGAGCUCCGUGACUGUAGAUGUGGGAGGCAGAGUUACGUGCCGUCUCGGUGCCAACAUUACCCUCCGGUGUCAGGUUGAAGGCAUCCCAAAAUCUAAAAUCUCCUGGACAGUAGUGAAUGGCAAGUCUGUCCCCAACCACUAUCAGUCAAAGGAUGGAUCCCUGCUGAUAGUGAACGCUUCCCUGCUCGAUCAGGGGCGAUACAUCUGCCAGGCAGCGAAUCCUUAUGGACAAGUGACUGAAGUAACACAACUUCUCUUACUAGAUCCCCCACAAGCCGUCCCAGAGUCUGAAGACUGGGCUGCGGUGGCCUCAAGAGCAGGCCCCAGAGUUCACACCCUCCUCGUUACCACCGCUGGGACCAGACUAGCACUGAGUGCAGGGAGCACCCUCUUCAUAGGUUGUCCUGUGAAGGGCCACCCCAGACCACACAUCUCCUGGUUUCUCAACAGCCAGUCUCUGGGCAGCGCAGCAGAAAUAACACAUCAGCUCCUGGCAGAAGGGCAGGUCCUGCAACUUCUAAAUGUUACCAAGCACCUUCAUGGAGAAGUGCGCUGCCUGUCAGAGAAUGAUGCGGGCACAUUACAGCAAAGGGCAGUCUUAGAUAUACGAGUGUAUGAGUGGAAGGUUGAUGAACUGAUGCCAUGCUCUGCUCCUUGUGGUAACAAAGGCACCCAAUAUCCGAGGCUGAAGUGCCUGUGGGACAGCCUGGAAGUCAACCGGUCUCUCUGCAGGGACAUGCCUAAGCCUGCUCUGAAACCAGCUCCCUGCAAUAUCAAAGACUGCCUUCCCAGAUGGUUAGUGACUCCUUGGACUCCAUGCUCACGGAGCUGUGGAGGGGGCCUACUGAGCCGCAAAGUCACCUGCAACAAGGUAACGGCUGCUGGAAUCUCUGUGACCCUGCCAGAAGAGAACUGCGCCCCUGCUGGCAAACGCCCAGCAGACAUGCAGCCGUGCAACACUCUUCCCUGUGUGGAGUGGGCCACGUCCACCUGGGCGCAGUGUAAUGGCCAGUGUAUUGGACUAAGACAAGCAACACAGCACAGGCAGGUGUUCUGCCAGGCAAAGAAUGGCACUGUGAUGACUUUUAAUCAGUGCAGUAGUGUGUCCAGGCCACCCAGCAUCCAGAACUGUACAGCUGAGGCCUGCAAUGUGCAGUGGCAUGUGGGCUCUUGGACUCAGUGCACAGCCACCUGUGGGAACUACGGCUUCCAGUCCAGGAGGGUGGAAUGCGUACACCUCCGGAGCGGCAAGGCCGGGAGGGAGCAGUUCUGUUCCUGGAGACGGAGACCCGCCAACUGGCAGCGCUGUAACAUCCUCCCCUGUGAGAAAUUUGAGUGCCAGGACACCACCAGAUAUUGUGAGAAAGUCAAGCAGCUGAAACUCUGCCAGCUCUCCCAAUUCAAGGUGCGCUGCUGUGAGUCAUGCAAGGACACAUGAGGGAAUCUGCUAGUUCAGUUCUGUUGGUGAAAACAAAAGACAUAGAGAGAUGGAACAAUGGGCUCUUCCACAAGGCUGAUGAAAGAAUGCUAG
Polyodon spathula (Mississippi paddlefish) is the source of this 5437-nucleotide messenger RNA. RefSeq names its product ADAMTS-like protein 1. The transcript has 29 exons. The record is from RefSeq and is a predicted model, not a curated record. Gene Ontology annotation, cellular component: extracellular matrix. Bases 71 to 5344 code for a protein of 1757 amino acids. Gene Ontology annotation, biological process: extracellular matrix organization. NCBI's taxonomy places the organism in Eukaryota, Metazoa, Chordata, Actinopteri, Acipenseriformes, Polyodontidae. Gene Ontology annotation, molecular function: metalloendopeptidase activity.